AUGACGAUGAAAGCCCCUACUAAGCACGGCAAUACGACCGAAUAUCACUACUGGGGUUACUCGUUCCACUGGUCCGAUCUUCAUCGCUCUGAAGAGGAACUCCGGCCCAUGGCUUAUACCUGUGAUACCUUGGCCGAUGAGUGUGUCGAGAUACUGAAUAAGAUCCCCACGGACGGGGACGCGGACAAGCCGUUCCACAAGGACUUUUAUACACUGCUAAAGGACCACGCGGAUGAGAACCCGAAGCUCCAGGAACUAUGGGCACAGGUAAACACAACCCCUGAAUGGGUAGAUUGGAAGCAGAUCCAGAGAGGACAGGAUGUCUUCUUUCGAUAUGGGCUCCCGAUCCUGAACGUGCUCAGCUUCGAAAGCCUUCUAGGCGGGAUGGGCGCAACCCGCGUCGUCGAAACCCUCGCCCGAACAGGCGGCUUCGGCGCAAAAGUCGUCCGCCGCCGCCUCCUCGAAACCCUCCAGCACGUCCUCCAAGUCAACAGCUCAGCCGAAGGCAUGAAACCAGGCGGCGAGGGCAACAUAUCCUCCGUCCGCGUCCGCCUCCUCCACUCCAUGGUCCGCCUCCGAAUCCUAAGCCUCGUCGACCAAAAAGCAGACUACUACGACGUCCAACAAUACGGCACCCCCGUAAACGACCUCGACUGCAUAGGCACCAUAAACACGUUCUGCAGCUCGGUCGUCUGGCUCGGCCUCCCGCGCCAAGGCAUCUUCCUCAGCACGCAGGAGAUCGAAGACUACAUUGCGCUCUGGCGGCUUGUGGCGUGGUACAUGGGUACGCCGACGGAGCCGUUUUCGAAUACGCGACAGGCUCACGCGAUGAUGGAAUCGUUGUUGAUUUCGGAGAUUGAUCCCACGGAGAUCGGGCGGGUGUUGGCGAAGAAUAUUAUUUUGGGACUGGAGAAUACGGCGCCGGCGUAUGCUUCUAAGGAGUUUAUGGAGGCUAUGAGUCGGUUGUUGAAUGGGGAUCAGCUUUCGGAUGAGUUGGAGAUUCCGAGAUCGAGUCUUUAUUAUCGGGUCCUUAUUUGGGGGUAUUGUUUUUGGGUCUCUGGGGUUUCGUAUGUUAUUCCGAAGAUUUAUUUUAUGGAUCGCUUGAUGAUUUCGUUGCGCCGCAAAUACUUCUAUAAGAUGAUUCUGGAUGAGAAGAUUGGCCUUGGGCGGGAAUCGAGGUUCGAUUUCAAGUAUGUGCCGACGCUGGCGCGGACUACGCGGUUGGGACAGAGACGGACAACCAAGUUUGAGAGGCCGGGGGUUGAGACUUUGGCGCGGUUGGGACUUCUCACUGCGCUUACAGCUGUGGUCGCGCUUGGAAUGGGAUUGAUAUUUGCAGCGAGGGUGAUACCGUCCAAUCAGCUAUUCAACGCCAUGCGGGGAUGA
Penicillium verhagenii is the source of this 1386-nucleotide messenger RNA. RefSeq names its product oxygenase MpaB family protein. Lineage: Eukaryota; Fungi; Ascomycota; Eurotiomycetes; Eurotiales; Aspergillaceae. The transcript has 4 exons. Gene Ontology annotation, molecular function: oxidoreductase activity. The record is from RefSeq and is a predicted model, not a curated record. Bases 1 to 1386 code for a protein of 461 amino acids.